Molecule: messenger RNA, 960 nt
Organism: Cladophialophora psammophila CBS 110553
Lineage: Eukaryota; Fungi; Ascomycota; Eurotiomycetes; Chaetothyriales; Herpotrichiellaceae
Product: actin-like protein 2/3 complex subunit 2
Exons: 3
Coding region: 1-960 (319 amino acids)
Biological process (GO): actin filament polymerization; Arp2/3 complex-mediated actin nucleation
Cellular component (GO): Arp2/3 protein complex; actin cytoskeleton
Molecular function (GO): actin filament binding; structural constituent of cytoskeleton
Source: RefSeq, a predicted model, not a curated record
AUGCUCCUCCUCGACUAUCAGAAUGUCCUCAUCCAGUCCCUUCUGACCGAACGCUUCUCCGGCGCCCCUCCUACAUCCAUUGACCAGGUCGUCUCGGACUUCGACGGCGUCGCGUUCCACAUCUCGACCCCUUCGAGCAAAACACAGAUUCUCAUUUCCCUCUCUAUCAAAUGCUACCGCGAGUUGUUGCAAUAUGGCGCCGAGCAAGUCCUGCAGAGGGAAUAUGGGAACUAUAUCACGAACACGGAGGCGGGGUAUGAUUUCAGUAUUCUGAUUGACCUAGAAAACUUGCCGCCGACUGCGGAAGAGAAAGAGGAGUUGGUGAGGAGGAUCAGUCUGCUAAAGAGGAACGUCAUGGCUGCGCCCUUCGAGAAGGCGUUUGACGAAUUCGCUCAGCUGGCAGAGGAAGCGAGCAAAUAUACCUCAGAAUCUGCACCGCAAGGCGUCAAGGAAGGUGGCGAGGUAAUGUCGAUCCAUUACCGCGAGGAAGAAGCCAUUUAUAUCAAGGCCAGCCAUGAUCGAGUCACCGUCAUAUUUUCGACAAUGUUCACGGAUGCCGUGGAUAGGAUCUUUGCCAAAGUGUUCUUGCAGGAGUUUGUAGAUGCAAGACGGAGAGCCAUUCAGAAUGCGCCGCAGGUACUAUUCCGCAGCGAUCCGCCAUUGGAGCUGCAGGGAUUAAGGGGAGUCGGGAAGACGGGCGAGAUGGGUGAAAUGGGCUUUAUUACAUUCGUAUUAUUCCCUCGACAUCUCACACGUCAGCGAAGAGACGAGGUCAUUUCCCACAUCCAGACCUUCCGGGACUAUUUCCACUACCACAUCAAAGCCUCCAAGGCGUACAUCCACUCAAGAAUGAGGCGUCGGACGGCAGACUUCUUGCAGGUUCUCAAUCGUGCCAGACCGGAGACGGAAGAACGCGAGAGGAAGACAGCAAGUGGCAGGACUUUCAGAGUCCAAGGUUGA